UCACAAAAUUUCGAAGAAACUAAGUUGGAAGGAGCCAUUGCCUACAUUAUAAGGCAAGUCAGAGAGAUGCCACGUCUAAUCAGAAAACUCUACAUGUUUCUUUCUAUUAUGGUCUCCGAAGGGCCAGGCAUAGAGACAAAGUCCAAGGUGGAAGUUGAACCGAGUGGAAAAGUUAGAUAUAAGAACCUGGUGGAUCUGAUUGGGUAUUGUGUAGAAGGUACUAGAAGCUAUAUCUCUUCAUCAUGUGACAGACUAGCAUAUUUACAUGAAGAAUCAGAACCAAAAGUGGUGCAUUGUGAUGUAAAGUCAAUCUCAAGUUUUGGACUGGCCAAACUCUUGGGACCUGAGAAAAGCUAUAUGACUACAAAAGUGAUGGGAACAUUCAAGUUUAUAUGUAUCUCCUGUCCUGAGCAUGCAAGAACAGGGAUGCUCAACAAGGGGACUGACGUGUACAGCUUUGGAGUUUUGCUUGUAGAAUUAAUUCAAGGAAGGUGCUUAGUAGAUUAUUCGAGGUCAGCUAGAGAGGGCCUGGUGGUCUUAUUGGAUAAAAAGGGGAUGGCACAAUACACUAAACUUUCUUGCACUAUGGGAAGUGGUGCACACUGGAUGUGCUAG
Molecule: messenger RNA, 615 nt
Organism: Thlaspi arvense
Lineage: Eukaryota; Viridiplantae; Streptophyta; Magnoliopsida; Brassicales; Brassicaceae
Source: the annotation of a GenBank genome assembly